AUGUCCGAAGAAGCGCCACGAAAGCGGUCGCGCUUCGAUCAAACUGAACCAGAACCCCGAAAGGCUUCGCGAUUCGAUCGACGGUCUCGAUCUCCUGCAUCCAGACAUAGCGAAAGCAGACGAAGUCGAAGUCCGUUGGAUAAAGACCGCCAGAGUCCUGCUGGAGAGAAGCGGAACACUCCUCUUGACCCUGCUGCUGCUGCAGCUGCGGCAGCUGCCAAAAUCAACGCGGAACUACAAGCGCGCAAAGGAAUUCAACAUGUUGACGUACCUCCCAUCCGAUCUUCCACUACACCCACGCCGGCGCCGAAGCCUUCAACCCCUACCUCUGCCCAGAAUACCAGCAGAGUCGACGGAGAGAUCUAUGUUGCGGAUGGCGACUACAUCAAAGACAUUGAAAUCAAUGAUCUACGUAAUAAAUACACCUUGACCAGGGGUUCGGCACAAAAGAUGAUCAAAGACGAAACUGGUGCCGACGUCACAACUCGUGGUUCUUAUUUCCCGGAUAAAAGCAUGGCAACCGCCGCGAACCCACCUUUGUACCUGCAUGUUACCAGCACUACCAAAGCAGGCCUGGAAAAGGCUGUCGCAAAGAUCGAGGAGCUUAUGAAACAAGAACUACCGAACCUGGUGGAUGAAAGACGUUUCAAACGCAGAGAACCAGAACAAUUUGAGCGCGAUGAAUUCGGAAGGCGGAAAUGGCCCGAAGAGCGCAUCCCUCUCGACAUGGAAAAUAUCCCUGGUUUCAACCUACGUGCCCAGGUAGUUGGCCAAGGGGGUGCCUACGUCAAACACAUUCAACAGGAGACCGGCUGUCGUGUACAAAUUAAAGGCCGUGGCAGCGGUUUUAUGGAACACAGCACCGGGCAGGAAGCUGACGAGCCAAUGUAUCUUCAUGUUGCGGGGCCCCAGCCCCAACAAGUGCAGAAGGCUAAGGAGCUUUGUGAGGACCUCCUAACCAACGUUCGUCAGAAUUAUGAACACUUCAAAGCGAACCCACCGCCUCAGCGGUUGGAAUCAUACACUGAUGGAUAUGGUGCUGAUGCUAAUCGCCAUCACUAUGGUGGUGGCUACGGACGAGAUCGAAACCGCGAAGACAGCUAUUCACAUUCACAUUCGGCCAGCUACAAUUUUCCAUAUUCAGCGGCGACGCCCGCAACCCCGGCACCUGGCACCGCAGGUUCUCCUACCGACUACUCAGCACAAUGGGCUCAAUAUUAUGCCAGUCAACCUGGUGGGGACCCAUAUGCCGCUUAUGGUGGUUAUCAGAACUACGUGGCCUACUAUCAAUAUUAUCAACAGCAAGCCGCUGCCGGACAACAACAGUCCCCUCCACCGCCUCCGGCAACCGACUCCAGUGCAGCUCCGCCACCUCCUCCCCCGGCUUCAGACAAUUCAGGGGCACCGCCUCCACCACCUCCUACCGGAGGUUACUCCGCUGUUCCACCUCCUCCAGGACUGUGA
This is a messenger RNA of Exophiala spinifera, 1464 nucleotides long. RefSeq lists its product as uncharacterized. Lineage: Eukaryota; Fungi; Ascomycota; Eurotiomycetes; Chaetothyriales; Herpotrichiellaceae. Gene Ontology annotation, cellular component: nucleus. Gene Ontology annotation, biological process: regulation of DNA-templated transcription. The record is from RefSeq and is a predicted model, not a curated record. The transcript is spliced from 7 exons. Bases 1 to 1464 code for a protein of 487 amino acids. Gene Ontology annotation, molecular function: RNA binding.